Messenger RNA from Patella vulgata (common limpet), 4517 nucleotides. RefSeq names its product ATP-dependent DNA helicase Q4. The coding region runs from base 260 to 4222 and encodes 1320 amino acids. NCBI's taxonomy places the organism in Eukaryota, Metazoa, Mollusca, Gastropoda, Patellidae. Gene Ontology annotation, biological process: double-strand break repair via homologous recombination. The transcript is spliced from 23 exons. Gene Ontology annotation, molecular function: 3'-5' DNA helicase activity; ATP binding; zinc ion binding. Gene Ontology annotation, cellular component: cytoplasm; nucleus; chromosome. The record is from RefSeq and is a predicted model, not a curated record.
CCGGAAGCACAUGUUAUCUGUCACCUUACAGGUAGCUAGCGAGAUUUUGACUGUAUUUAUCUCAUGAGCUCCUAGCUAACCAACUUCGACACCAGACCUUUACACAAAGAAGUUUCUAUACACCUACGUUCAGAACUGAACUAUGAUAGCCUACUACUUAGAUAGAAUAACAGGACACCGCCUGGGCAUAUGGUAUACUAUUAUUAGGAUAUUUAUAAGUCAGAGAAGAAGCUAAAUUUAUCUCAUUUAAAUCAAGAUAAUGAACAUGUCCGAAAUUUGGGAACUGAAGAAAACACUAAAGGCAUGGGAAAAUGUAUUUUUCAAGCAGCACAAUAAUAAAAAGCCAGAUAAGUCUGAUAUUGAAAGAGCUCCAUUAGAAAUCAGAGAAUGUUAUGCUAAAUAUUCAAAAAUGAAGAAAGAAACUAAUAGCUUAAAACAAGAUUUAAAUAUUUCUGUAAAUGGAGAUGAUAGCAGUACCAAAGAUACAUCUGUGUGGGGAACAGAAUAUAACAGAAAUGUUUCUGGGAAUGACAAUGAUGAUAAAGAUAUAGAAGAGACCAAACAGGGAGGUUUUCUGGACAAGAUUGCAGAUAGAAUGUUCCAGAAUUCCAAAAUGAUGAGUGCUAAAAAAUUGAAGACACCUAAUAGAGGAAUAUUUUCCACUGCAUCUACAUCAGCCAAUUCUGAGAAACAUCAACAGAAGAAAAGUUUGGAAAAAGAAAAAUCAAAAUAUAAUGAUCCCGAUGAACCUUUUAAUAAUGAAACUUCAAAUAUAACAUCCAAUUCUUCACAAAUCAAAAAUAAUAUAUCUGGUGACUUAGUGAUAAACUCUUUUGGUUGUCUUAAGAGUAGGUCACUCUCAAAUGUCAGUUGCUUUACACCGAGUCCUUCCAGAUCACUGAAACCAAAGCAUUUGUCUGAUAUUCCUGACCAAUACUGUAUACCAUCUAAACCUCGUUUUACUGUGCAAUCUGUUAAAGUAGCUAAGCAAAAAGCUGAAGAAUUUGAAUCUAAAUUUAUGAACAAAAGUGUUGAAGAAGGAGGCCCACUUGUGGAAAUAAAUGAUAUGGAAAUGUCUGACAUGACACACCAAGUCAGUAAUUCUCUAAGCCUUAACCUGUCCAAGAAUACAUUUUCCUUCUCUUCGCACUCUAAAACUUUACCAGCAAACUGUGAUUAUAUAGAUACGCCUAGACCUAAACCUUUCAAAAGGAAGUCUGCUUUACAAGAAAAAUUAGAAAAACAAAGUAAUGCUAAAUUACUGAACAAAGAAACAGAAGAAGCAGGUAGCUCUAAAGAUAAAGAUGAUUAUACAUUUGAUUCUGAUAGUGAUAAUGCUUCCAGUACUGUAAAAGUAAAACCAGCAGCUACAAAAAGAAAAGCAGCAAGUUCUGUGAAAAGUUGUAAUAAACGACAAAAAAUAGAUUCAUCAUCAACGAAAAAUAUAUCAUGUAUAGACGAUGUUGAAAUGGUUGAAAGAAAGCCACUAAAGAGGAUUGCUGCACCAGCUUCCAAAAAAGGUAUCAAUGAAAACUUUGUACGACUAAAUAUGAAGUCAAAGAAGUACAAACGUAAAGGUGGAGGAAUGACUGGUGGAAUGUACAAACGAAAACAAUGGAAGAUGAAAAUGCAGGCAAGAAGUAAAAGUUAUGGUGGAAAAUGUUUUAUUUGUGAUUUAGAAGGACAUUGGUCUAAUAAUUGUCCAGAGAAAGGUAAGCAGACUAAUAAGAAACGAAACUAUGAUCCAAAGCCAGUAGAUGAAAAAGAUUUCCUCACUUUGAAAGAGGCAGCUUUAAUGGCAAAUGGUGUCAAAAUAGAUAGAGAACACCCUAAUUUAAGCACAGAUGUUAGAAUAGAUGAAGAUGGCAGUUUCGUGGGGGAUGAUGAAGAACUUUGCAUUGAAGCUGAAAUAGUUCGAAGCCAUGUUGACAAGCCAAUUUCCCCUCCUUCAUUUGAACCAUUUUAUUGUUCAGCAGAAAAACUGAAAGCUAAAGAUACACCAAAAGAAAUGAAGACAGCUCUAAAACAGUUUGGUUUUAACAAUUUUCGACCUGGACAGGAGGCAGCUAUGAAGAGAAUAUUGUGUGGUCUUUCAACCUUAGUAGUGUUAUCAACUGGUGAGGGGAAAAGUUUAUGUUAUCAACUACCAGCCUUUCUCUAUGCUCAGAAGUCACCAUGUUUAACAUUAGUUGUAUCGCCACUAGUUUCAUUGAUGGAGGAUCAAAUAACCGGUCUACCUCCUGGAGUUAAAGGUGCCUGUAUACAUGCAAACAUGACUAAAGUACAAAAAGAUGGAGUCUUUAAUUCUAUAGCAGAAGGGUAUUUCCAUUUUCUUUUGGUCUCUCCAGAAACAGUUGUUGGAGGUGCUUGGUCUACUUAUGGUUCAUUUCCUGGUCCAGACAAAUUACCCCCUAUAUCAUUUGUCUGUAUUGAUGAAGCACAUUGUCUCUCAGAAUGGUCACAUAAUUUUCGACCAUCCUAUCUUCGUCUUUGUAAGGUUCUCAGAGAAGUAUAUGGCGUGAAAUGUUUUCUUGGGUUGACUGCUACUGCUACUAAAUCUACUGCUGCCGAUGUUGCUAAACACCUGGGUAUAGAAGAUGAUGAAGAUGCUAUCAUCCGAGGCUCACCUGUUCCUAAAAACUUGCUGCUAACUGUGUCUAGAGAUAUCAACAAAGAUGAGGCACUCAUUAAUCUUCUGCAAGGGGAAAGAUUUGCUUCUUGUCAUUCCAUUAUUAUUUAUUGUACAAGAAGAGAACAAGCUAAUAGGAUUGCCACCUACAUUAGAACAUGUCUUCAAACACCAGAAGAGUCAUUGUCACAAAAAGUAGCAAACAAAUCUAAAAAGAAACAACUUUGGUCUGCAGAAUGUUACCAUGCUGGAUUAACCUCAGCUCAAAGAAAGCGAGUACAGAAAUCCUUUAUGACAAACAAGUUACGUGUGGUUGUAGCUACCGUAGCUUUUGGGAUGGGCUUAGACAAGUCAGAUGUGCGAGCUGUUAUCCAUUACAACUUGCCAAAAAGCUUUGAAAGUUAUGUCCAGGAAAUUGGUAGAGCAGGCCGAGAUCGUCAACUAUCGCAUUGUCAUUUAUUUUUAGAUCCAGAGGGGAAAGAUUUAAAUGAAUUAAGAAGGCAUACACAUGGGAAUACAGUUGAUCGAUUUACACUACGAAAAUUACUUCAGAGAAUUUUCAUGAAAUGUAAAUGUAAAUCUGUACAUGGCAGAUCCAGGGAAACAAGAGAGAUUGAUGAUACAGUAUUUAGGAAAGUGGAAUAUGAAUCAACAGAACGAAUCUGUAGAGGACAUGAAAGAGCUGUAUAUAUUGAAGACUGUGUUAUGAAUUUUGAUGUUCGAGAAGAAGGAAUAUACACAUUAUUGUGUUAUCUAGAACUUCAUCCUCUAAAAUGGGUGGACAUUUUAUCCCCAGUAUACACCAAUUGUAAAAUACAGUGUUAUGGCGGACCCACACAGUUACAAGCAAUUUCCAAAAAGUGCCCUCCUUUAGCUGUAGCAAUUGCCAAGAAAAAGAUUGAAGGAGAAUUUUUUGCUACAUCCAACUCCAUAGAUUUUCCUGUAGUUGAAAUCAGUGAUAGUAUGGGAUGGGACUCUGCACCUGUUAAAAGAGAACUACGUCAAUUACAGUGGACCAUAUCCAAUACCACUGGAGGACCAAUGAAGAGUGGAGUAAUGGUAGAAUUCUGUGACUUGGGUUUUCAUUUUCGUUCUCCUGGAGAUUUAAUGGAUGAUGAAUUGGAUAAUAUAUUGGAUUUCCUUCAUCAUCGUGUGACAAAACAAGAAAAAAAUGAACUUUUCCAGUUAGAUCUAUUAUCGGAAGCAUUAAGAAGUGUAUCUUUCAAGAGUUAUUGGAUGUGUGCUGAUGAUGGGGAUCAAGUACGCAGUGAUAAACUAAAAACAUCUAUUGAAGAGUUUUUUGAUGCUAAAACUAAAGAUAUAGAAGAUGGCAUGAAUGAGCGGACUGUUGACAUGCCUCAAAGCACUGUUUUAGACCAACUCCUGUGUGAUAUUAGACAGUUCUAUAAUCUUUAUGGGAAAGAGCACACUUUAACAGGCAGAGUGAUAGCAAGAAUAUUUCAUGGGAUUGGCAGUCCCUGUUUUCCUGUUGAAACUUGGUGCCGUGUUAGACGUUUUUGGAGAUCACAUUUACAUAUUGACUUCAAUCUAUGUUUAAAGAUUUCAUCUCAAGAGCUCAUAAAGAUUAGAUAAAAGUGUAAAAGGCUUUUAUCCAACAAAUUCCCUUGUGAUGAAACAAUGACAUUUGCCAACAUUAGUAAUACAUCAUUACAAAAUCGAUGUACAUAUGCACGCUUGCAGUAAAAUUUGAUAAGAUAGGCCUAGAAACACUUUGUGGAUUUUCAAACCCUUUGUCUGUCUUGGCAGUUAAUUCUGAGAAACUGAUAUGGAAAGUGUCUGAUAUAUUAAUGGAAUGUAAUAUAUUCAUGACCAUAGUAUAUGUAAAUGAAAUGGUUAUUAAAAUUACAAAUAUGUAUGUAUCACUGAA